This is a messenger RNA of Pieris macdunnoughi, 2289 nucleotides long. Lineage: Eukaryota; Metazoa; Arthropoda; Insecta; Lepidoptera; Pieridae. The record is from the annotation of a GenBank genome assembly.
AUGUUCGAGCAGCAGAUCAAAGCUGAGCCUAUGAAUUUCUACACAUCACAUUCACAUAUAAACACCGGCCCGCCUACAAUAGUCCGUUCAGAUUCACAUGGCAUCAUUAUGAACCAGCAUCUUCCACAAGAGGACUCCAAAGACAGCCUCAUACAACACCAAGUACACCAACAGGAGCUGCUGGAACAGCACCAACAGGAUAUGCAACAUGAACAGGAUGAUGAUGAUGUUGAUAAUCUAAGUUUCAAAGGUAUGGACGAUGAAGGCGUUGAAAUGGACAUGGACGGACGGCAAUGCUCUCAGGGUAUGGGUGUCGAUUUGGGAUCGGUUCAGACGAAGAUGGAAGUGUCUAACGGUCAAGGUGUGCCACGAUCUAAACCUCAAGCUUGUAAGGUUUGCGGCAAAGUGUUGUCAUCGGCGUCUUCGUAUUAUGUCCACAUGAAACUACACUCGGGCAACAAACCUUUUCAGUGCACGGUAUGCGACGCAGCGUUCUGCCGCAAGCCAUACUUAGAAGUGCACAUGCGCACGCACACAGGAGAAAGACCUUUCCAAUGCGAUCUAUGUCUCAAGAGAUUCACGCAGAAGUCCAGUCUCAAUACGCACAAACGUGUACACACCGAUGAGCACCUUCGCGCAUUGAUGGUGAAGGAGCGGCCGUACAAGUGUGACCUCUGUCAGAUGCGCUUCACGCAGAGCUCCAGCCUCAACCGCCACAAGAAAAUACACACGGAGGAGCACAGACGAGCCCUGUUAGAGAAAGUGCGGCCGUACCAGUGCCACAUCUGUUUUAUGCGCUUCACUCAGAAGUCCAGCCUUGGCCGACAUGGAAAGAUACACACGGAGGAGCACAUCCAAUCGCUGAUCAACAAAGUGCGCCCCUAUCAAUGCGACAUCUGUGACAAGCGCUUCACUCAGAAGUCCAGCCUGGGCACUCAUAAACGUAUACACACCGUCGUUGUCUUUGAUAACGCGUCGGAGAUUGGCUGGGGGCCGCCGAAUCAAGGCACGCGAGCCGUAUUGCGUCGGCGACGUGCGUUACUCGCUUUUGUGUGUGCACUGGGCGCAGUGCAAGGGCGUCCAUUCGCGUGCGGGCUUUGCCCGGCGGCGUUCGCCCGUCGCCCCUACCUGGACAUUCACAUGCGCACGCAUACAGGCGAGCGGCCCUAUCAGUGCGACGCGUGUCUGAAGCGCUUCACGCAGAAGUCCAGCCUCAAUAUCCAUAGACGGACGCACACAGUCCAGGGCAGACCGUUCCAGUGCCUGUCGUGUCCCGCGGCCUUCACCUGCAAGCAAUACCUGGAGAUUCACACGCGGACGCACACGGGUGAGCGGCCGUAUCAGUGCGACAUCUGCCUGAAGCGCUUCACGCAGAAGUCGAGUCUCAACAUUCACAAGCGGACGCACUCAGUGCAGGGCCGGCCCUUCCAGUGUCUGCAGUGUCCGGCGGCCUUCACUUGCAAGCAGUACCUGGAGAUCCACAAUCGCACGCACACGGGCGAGCGGCCCUACCAGUGCGACGUGUGCCUCAAGAGAUUCGCGCAAAAGUCUACGCUGAACAUACACAAAAGAACGCACACGGUGCAAGGGCGGCCGUAUCAGUGCAUGGAGUGCCCGGCGGCGUUCACUUGCAAGCCCUACCUGGAAAUACACAUGCGCACGCACACAGGCGAGCGGCCCUUCGAGUGCGAUGUCUGUUACAAACGCUUCACGCAGAAAUCUACCCUCAACAUUCACAAGCGCAUUCAUACCGGGGAACGCCCCUACGCAUGUGAUAUAUGUCAGAAAAGAUUCGCUGUGAAGAGUUAUGUUACGGCUCACAGGUGGUCGCACGUAGCCGACAAGCCGCUAAGUUGCGAGCGUUGUUCAAUGACAUUCACGUCCAAGUCUCAAUUCGCGUUGCACAUUCGUACGCACGCGGCCGGACCUUGCUACGAGUGUAGCGUGUGCGGUCGCACGUUUGUACGGGACAGCUAUCUUAUACGUCAUCACAAUCGCGUGCACCGCGACAGCCACAGUAAUAUGUCUGCUAAUAGUGGUGUCAUAAGCAACGCUGGUGGAGCUGGAAAUUCAGGCAACUAUGACUCGCCAGGCGUCUGCGAUUUGAGCUUCGUGCCUAUGGUGAACCGUUACCUGACGUCACAGGGCACACAAGUGUCGCUUGACGGCUCCACCAAGAUGUCAGCCAUGUCACCACAGUCCAUCGCUUCUAUUUCGUCCCCCCCUCCGUCGCACACGCCUACCCCCCAGCCCCAACAGAUGACGUCAGGGAUGCGACUCUCGGACUGA